CGCACCAUCGUCACUCGUCAGUACAAGAAGAGAUGUUAGGACCUCUCGCGCGGGGAGCGCUCUUCUUUCUUGCCGUCUCGAUCGUCCUGUGCACCGGCGUUCUCCGUUCCGACGCCACCAGGUCCGCCGCCGUGGUCUCGCUUGACGACUACGAGGAGGACAGCGGCGGCGACUCGCCCUCCUUCUCCUUCACCUUCCCGGAGACGCGGCCUCGCGGGCUGGUGUUCGGGUUCUACGACGAGACGUGCCCGGACGCCGAGGAGAUCGUGUCGUCGACGGUGCGCAGGCUCUACCACGCGGACUCCAACGUCGCCGCCGCGCUCGUUCGCCUCUUCUUUCACGACUGCUUCAUCCACGGCUGCGACGCCUCGGUGCUCCUGGACCGCGUCGGCGGCCGCAGGUCGGAGCGGGACGCCGGCCCGAACCAGUCGCUGCGAGGCUUCAGCGCCAUCGAGGCGAUCAAGCAGACGGUGGAGGCGGCGUGCCCCGGGACCGUCUCCUGUGCGGACAUCCUGGCCCUCGCCGCGCGGGACAGCCUCGUCCUGGUCGGCGGGCCUACCUACCCGGUGCUCACCGGCCGCCGCGACAGCGACGGGAGCUUCUACUACGAAGCGGCGGGCGGCGGGAACAUCCCGGCCCCGAACGCCACCUACGCCAUGACGCUCGACGCGUUCGCGCGCCGCGGCUUCACCGAGCGCGAGACCGUCGCGCUCCUAGGAGCGCACAGUAUCGGGAAGGUGCGGUGCAGGUUCUUCACGGACAGGAUCUACAACUUCGCCGGGACCGGCGCGCCGGACGACUCCAUCGAUCCGGACAUGGUCGGCGAGAUGCGGGCGGCGUGCGGCCGCGACGGCGGCGCGCCGAUGGAGAUGGGGUACUACCGGCAGGGCCGGGAGGUGGGCUUCGGCACGCACUACUACGCGGAGCUGCUGGAGGGGCGGGGCAUCCUGCGCGCGGACCAGCAGCUCACGGCCGGGAGCACCGUGCGGUGGGUGCGCGUGUACGCGUCCGGGUCGGGCGGCGAGGAGGUGUUCCGCGAGGACUUCGCGCACGCCAUGGUUAAGCUGUCGGCGAUCGCGCCGCUGACCGGGUCGGACGGGCAGGUGCGGAUCAGCUGCUCGAAGCCCGUCGAAGAGAACUGAACCGCAUGCUGGUAAUCGACUAUUGUCAAAUGUGCAUUUUAUGAGCCAAUAAUUGAUGUUUGACGCAACAUAUGUUAGUGUUACCACUGACUAGUGACCACUGCAAUAAUGAUAUUAUGAACA
Messenger RNA from Panicum hallii, 1265 nucleotides. RefSeq names its product peroxidase A2-like. Gene Ontology annotation, biological process: response to oxidative stress; hydrogen peroxide catabolic process. The transcript is spliced from 3 exons. NCBI's taxonomy places the organism in Eukaryota, Viridiplantae, Streptophyta, Magnoliopsida, Poales, Poaceae. Gene Ontology annotation, molecular function: peroxidase activity; heme binding. The record is from RefSeq and is a predicted model, not a curated record. Bases 33 to 1142 code for a protein of 369 amino acids. Gene Ontology annotation, cellular component: plasmodesma; plant-type cell wall.